Molecule: messenger RNA, 1557 nt
Organism: Neocloeon triangulifer
Lineage: Eukaryota; Metazoa; Arthropoda; Insecta; Ephemeroptera; Baetidae
Exons: 7
Coding region: 199-1440 (413 amino acids)
Biological process (GO): detection of chemical stimulus involved in sensory perception of smell; sensory perception of smell
Cellular component (GO): plasma membrane
Molecular function (GO): olfactory receptor activity; odorant binding
Source: RefSeq, a predicted model, not a curated record
AAAAAAAAUUGAGUACCCCGUCGUUGACAGAUGGCAAGCUAUAGAAAAUAAUUUUUCCUUCGUCAAAGAUAAACCCUAUCAUCGAUGAUUACAAACAAGUUUGGCGGAGUGCAUUUUUCCAAGUAAUUGAUUGCCAAUUCGUGACCCGUUUGGCUGCUGACACAAUCUUAUUUUCGCCAAAGUUACUUGAAUUUGAGGAUGAAGUCAAGCAUCAGUAACUCGGGGCUAAAAUUGCUCUCAAUUCUGCAUGUAUUUUGCGGACAACACCUAAAAAUUCCACCAAUGGACAGAAAAUUCGGCAAAUACAGCAAACUUGCUUUUAAAAUUUACUCAUUUUUUAUUCUGAUCUGCUCCACCUACUUCACUACUAGCGUAGGAUACUACUGGUAUCAUCAGAGACAAAACUUUGAGCAGGUCAUAUUCUUUGCAUCGGGAUUUUUUGGGACUCUCCAUUGCUUUCUGAGAAUCGUCUACACCACCGUAAGAAAGGCCAAAAUUGAAGCUAUUUCUUCAAAAAUCCACGUUAUGCUGCACCACCACAAUCUUUUAGAAACUGAUACAACUAAAUUCACCCAAAAGUUGUCAAGAGUCAUCCAGGUUUUGGUGUUGACAUUUUUCACCACAUUUGCGGUAGCCUUGGUUUCCACUUUUAUUACUUCUCUAGAGAAUUUUGACAAAGUUAUGGAAAUGCUGAGGGAAAAUGCGACCUACACUGGUGACAAAAACUUCAUCACACAAGUUUAUUAUGAGACGUGGAAAUCAGUUUGGUCAAACAAUAAAUAUUUCAAUAUUCCUGACGCGGCCCUGAGAAGUUAUAUAAAAGUCACAUCGAUAUUUAUUUAUGUAUUAUGCUACUUGGCAAUUGGGAGACUUGUUGUUUCCGACGUGCUCAUCUAUUCUUGGUACUCCACAAUUGUGAACCAGUACCAGCAACUGGCAGACUCCCUUCCUCAAGUUAUGGCAGCUGGCGAGGACUUAAAAAAGGUUCAAUAUUGGAUUCGUUACCACAGUCUGCUAAAUGAAUUGUUAAAUGAGAUAAAUUCAUUUGCCGCGCCUGUUGUCCUUGUGGCCGUAGUUUUUACUGGAAUAAAAAUAAGCAUGUGUUCUUUUGUUAUCUUCAAGCUGCAUGAAGAGUUGAGCAUCGUGCCAUUUAUAGCCUUUGGAGUAACGUCGAUGCAGCAAGUUUUGGUUUAUUGCGUCCUCGGACAAAAGAUUCGGAACAAUAUUGCAAUGAUCCACAAAAAAGGUUACCGGUGCCCAUGGACAGGCCAUGAGCAUGAGAAGAAGAAAGCGGCUUUAAUGAUUUGUAUGGCGGUGAGUGAAAAAGCCGGACAUAAAUUACCAGGAGCGCCAUUCUUCUCAAUGUCUCUGCAUUUUUUCGCAUCGAUGGCCAGCGUCGUUUUUACUUACUUUGUUGUGCUGAUCCAAAUUAUUAAUUAAAAUUUAGUUUUAAGAAAAUGUUAAUUGAGUUCAAAAUUGGGGCAACUAUAAUUACAUGAACUCAUCCAAAUAAAUGGCAAAAACAAAAAUUUUAAAACAAGAGAGAGAAAUUUAUUG